AUGUCUUCGGUGGUCGCAGAUCAUAUAACGACACUACUUUGCAAAAAUCAAGGAUGUUUAGACUUCGAGAGUCUUGACAGCAGUUUACGACAAAGGUUCACCGUUGCCAACGAAGUAUUUUUAAACGUUUUGUCUGAUAAUUCCAGGUUUGUCAUUAUUGAAGGUGACAAACCCAGUGUUGAUUCAGUCUUGAGUCCUAACAGCGUAAUAAUCGCGAAGACACCGUUGCGUGUCUGUCAAGACCUUUCAUUUAAAUGCGGGCAGUGUGAGAACUUACACCUGUGCAGGUACUUUGUAUGCGGAAAAUGCAGAUAUGGGGCCAAAUGCAAGAACUCCCAUGAGCUGGCUACUGUACACAAUAAAAGGUUAUUGCAGAAAGUAGGACUUCAGCAUCUUGUGGAGUCAGAAUUGUUUCAGCUUUUGCUCCAGAAUGAUCCAUACUUGCUACCGGAGGUCUGCUCGCAUUACAACCAUGGCAACGAAGAACACGGCUCCUGUAAAUUCAAGGCAGCCUGCACAAAUCUCCACAUCUGCCAACACUUUCUGCAGGACAGCUGUAAGUUUGGCGCUAACUGCAAACGUGCACACACAUUUGCAAAUUGUAUGAACAUCCUGAACGGCAGGGGCCUCAGUCCAGAAAACCUUCGAAUCCUCCACAAGAUUUAUAAGAACAGGUUCCUGAUAACUCAGCAAAAGGAGAAACCAGUCAAGAAGAUCCCUGAGAAAGAGCGUCCCAAACAGUCAUCUACCAACCCUAUCAGUGAUGCAGAUCGGAACGGAAUCUGUCUCUUCUUCAUCCGCAGAGGAUGCAGCUUCAAAGAGAAAUGUGUGCGUGUCCACUACCAUCUGCCUUACAGAUGGCAGGUCUUGGAUAAGGAUGGUGUGACCUGGAAAGACUUGCCCAAUGGAGAGGACAUUGAAAAGGCCUUUUGUAACCCAAUCAAUGUGUUAAAUGUUGCCCUCAGUGAUGCAGGCAGUCACUCCGUGAACUUCAUCACAAUGACUUGUAGAGGGUCAUCGGUUCGUCGUCUGUCCACUGCGUCUGCUAUAAGUAAACCACCUCACUUCAUCCUGACCACGGAGUGGCGCUGGUAUUGGAGGGAUAAUGAUGGAGACUGGAUUGAAUAUGGCCAGGGGGAAGAUGCAAGGCUACUGGCCUCUAUCACCUCCCAAACUCUGGAGAAUCUAUAUCUGGCUGACACAAGCAGUGAAAUUCCAUUCAGUUCUCCAGCUCAUAAAUACAUUCUCAGCUUCAAAGGUAUGUACCAGCAAAAUAUCAGACACAAAACGAAAAGAGAGAUUCGAAGAAGACCACGUUUUGUUUCUGCUCAGGAGGUUGAGAGCAAGUUGAAAAGUGUGUCUCCAGAAACCUCCAGCUCUGCCUCUGUGGAUAUACCCAAUGACUGGGACAAAGCAGCAGUGGACAGUCUCUCUUACAAGCUUGUUCCCCUUGCAAAUUCGGGAUCUAAGUACACAAUGGUCGAGAAGUUGUUUAAAAGGACAAUGACUCACAGAAUCAUCCACAGUAUUAAAAGAGUGCAGAAUCCCUCUCUUUGGAAGAUGUUCCAGUGGCAAAAAGAGCAGAUGAAGGAGAGAAACGGAGGGAAGGAGGUGUUUGAUCGCUACCUUUUCCAUGGCACUGAUCCGUCACUGGUGGAUGCUAUCUGUGAGCAGAACUUUGACUGGAGGAUCUGUGGAGUUCAUGGCACACUUUAUGGAAAAGGGAGUUACUUUGCCAGAGAUGCUGUGUACUCUGACAAAUAUGCUUCAUCCUCAAACGGCAGAAAGACGAUGUUUCUGGCCCUGGUUCUUGUUGGAGAAUCUACCAGAGGUAACAGUACUUACCUACGUCCUCCACAGAAAGGAAGCAACAAGGGUUUCUAUGACAGCUGUGUGGAUAAUGAAAGCAAUCCAGCCAUUUUUGUCAUCUUUGAGAAAUAUCAAAUUUAUCCAGAGUUUCUUAUAGAGUACUCUUAAGGUAACAUGUAAGGUCAUCUUCAAGAUUCAAGAUUCCAGAAAUUUAUUUGUCACAUGCUUGAUUGUACAAGUACAGCAGUAGUGAAAUGAAUUGCAACAACUCCAGCAACUGUGCAAACGUAACGCUAUAUACCAGUAUAAGAUGAAAUAAAGAAAAGAAAAAAUAUAAAGCUAAAUACAGGGAAAGUAACGGAGAAUCAAUCUAAAAAUAAU
Molecule: messenger RNA, 2190 nt
Organism: Chanos chanos (milkfish)
Lineage: Eukaryota; Metazoa; Chordata; Actinopteri; Gonorynchiformes; Chanidae
Product: protein mono-ADP-ribosyltransferase PARP12-like
Exons: 12
Coding region: 1-1977 (658 amino acids)
Cellular component (GO): nucleus
Molecular function (GO): NAD+ poly-ADP-ribosyltransferase activity; metal ion binding
Source: RefSeq, a predicted model, not a curated record